AUGAACAGCUUAUCCUCGGCCGGAGAGGCACAAUUGUCGACCACCGAUCGCAAACGGGCAACUACGGCGGGGUUGACACUGGCGGGAGGAGGGUGGAUGAGCAACCUAAUCGUGUAUCUAAUACAAGAAUUCAAUGUGAAAAGCAUAAAUGCUGCUCAAAUCUCCAACAUUGUUAAUGCCUGCACCAGUUUGAUUCCUGUACUCGGAGCCAUCAUAGCUGACUCUUUCUUUGGCUGCUUUUCAGUCGUCUGGAUCUCUUCUUCCAUCUCUUUGCUGGGCAGUAUUUUAUUGGCUCUAACUGCAAUUCUCCAUUCCCUGAGACCUCAGCCAUGUGAAAAUGGAUCAUCAACCUUGUGCAAAAACCCAUCAAAACUCCAAUUUGCAGUACUCUAUGGUGGCAUAGCUUUGGCCUCUAUAGGCGUUGGUGGUACACGGUUUAUUGUAGCAACAAUGGGAGCAAAUCAAUUCAAAAAGCCAAAGGCCCAAUCAACUUUCUUCAACUGGUACUUCUUCACCAUAUACACAGCUGCUGUACUUUCUACGACAGCCAUUGUCUUCAUUGAAGAUAAUGUGAGUUGGGCAUGUGGAUUUGGCAUAACUGUAGCGGCAAAUGCACUUGGUUUAGCCAUUUUCCUUCUGGGAAACCGAUUCUACCACCAUGUUGAGCCAGAAGGGAGCCCGUUCACAGGUUUGGCUCGUGUUGUGGUGGCUACCAUUCGGAAAAGGAAGGUUGGGCAGCUCUCAUCUGGUAGUGAAAAUUAUUACCAUGGCCAUGACGGAGUACCGCUGAAGAUAAUGGCUGCAACACCAACAAAAAGCUUCAGGUUCCUAAAUCGUGCAGCAUUGAUAACCGAAGGAGACAUCAACCCUGACGGGUCGAUCGCAAAACCAUGGAAGCUUUGUACCAUACAACAUGUAGAAGACCUGAAAACCCUAAUCAGAAUCCUCCCAAUAUGGUCUAGUAGUAUAUUCCUAGCCACCCCAAUAGGCAUACAAGCCACCUUGUCUAUCCUCCAAGCUCUAACCAUGGACCGCCACAUCGGUCCUCAUUUCAAAUUCCCAGCAGGGUCCAUCCUAGUCUUUGUUCUAGUCUCCACCUCCAUCUCCCUCACCAUGUUGGAUCGACUCGUAUGGCCAACGUGGCAGAAUUUGAUUGGUCGAUCUCCAACGCCCCUCCAGCGAAUUGGGGUUGGCCACGUGUUGAAUGUGGUGGGCAUGGUUGUGUCAGCCCUGGUUGAAUCAAAGAGACUCAGCAUAGCCCAGUCCCACCACUUUCAAGGCCAACCAAGUUCCAAUAUUGUCCCCAUUUCAGUCCUGUGGCUAGUGCCACAACUUGUGCUUGUGGGCAUUGGAGAAGCAUUUCAUUUCCCUGGACAAGUAACUUUAUACUACCAAGAAUUUCCGACCUCCCUGAAAAACCUGUCGACCGCAAUAAUUUCAUUGAUUAUUGGAAUUGCAUUUUACCUUAGCACAGCUUUGAUCGACCUUACUCGAAGGGUGACAGAUUGGUUACCAGAUAACAUAAAUGAUGGGAGGCUAGACAAUGUGUAUUGGCUAUUAGUUGGGAUUGGGGUGGUGAACUUUGGUUAUUAUCUAAUAUGUGCCAUGUUGUACAAGUAUCAGAGUGUGGAAAACAGGGUGGACGUUUCCCCCCAGCUCUGAUAUGGAGCACAGAUCUAUGUAAUCCUUUUGUCUGUAUAAGUAUGUAGCACUAUGUAUAUCAAAAUGUG
Ilex paraguariensis (yerba mate) is the source of this 1730-nucleotide messenger RNA. NCBI's taxonomy places the organism in Eukaryota, Viridiplantae, Streptophyta, Magnoliopsida, Aquifoliales, Aquifoliaceae. The record is from the annotation of a GenBank genome assembly.